Messenger RNA from Rana temporaria (common frog), 668 nucleotides. RefSeq names its product RAB interacting factor (gene RABIF). Bases 91 to 447 code for a protein of 118 amino acids. Gene Ontology annotation, cellular component: membrane; cytosol. The record is from RefSeq and is a predicted model, not a curated record. Gene Ontology annotation, biological process: post-Golgi vesicle-mediated transport; small GTPase-mediated signal transduction. The transcript has 2 exons. Gene Ontology annotation, molecular function: guanyl-nucleotide exchange factor activity; zinc ion binding. NCBI's taxonomy places the organism in Eukaryota, Metazoa, Chordata, Amphibia, Anura, Ranidae.
UGGAGAACGUCACAUGACGUGGUGAUGUCACCCAAGAGGCCGGUCACAUGACCUCCGUGUCUUCUCCGGCCUUCUUGUGCACGCUGUAGAAUGGAUGAGUCUUUGGUGUCCGCGGACGGGAAGAAUUCUCGGGCUGUGUUGUGUCAGCGGUGCGGCUGCCGGGUCUUGGCGGAGGGAAUGGCCACCCUGGCGAAGAGAGAGUUACUUCUACCCCUAAUGAAGAAGAAAUCCUCCUUGGCUGGAGAUUCCAGUCCCGAUUGUGAGCUGCUUGUUGAGCACUGGCUGGUACAUGACAUGUUCACUUUUGAGAAUGUGGGAUUCACCAAAGACGUGGGAAGUGUAAAGUUCCUAGUAUGUGCGGACUGUGAAGUGGGACCCAUCGGUUGGCACAGUUUGGAGGAGAAGAGCAACUUUUAUGUAGCACUGGAACGUGUUCGACAUGAGUGAGAGACAACCACUGCUCAUAAGGGAGCUUGCCAGGAUAAAAACUGAAAUUUAUAGCAUAAAAUAUCUGAUGAGUUACAGAGGGGCUGCUAUACAUCAGUGCCAUGUUUGUUUUAAAAUACUGUUUACAAAGUCCAAAGUGUCUUUUCAAAGUGAUGUUACAUGGUUGUCUUAGUGUUUUGAUUACUGUAUUCGAAGGAUAAAAAGGAACCUCUCCAACCUGC